Molecule: messenger RNA, 309 nt
Organism: Acaulospora colombiana
Lineage: Eukaryota; Fungi; Glomeromycota; Glomeromycetes; Diversisporales; Acaulosporaceae
Source: the annotation of a GenBank genome assembly
CGACGCAGGGCAAAGGGACAGCCUCCUAUUGUGGUGCGAGGCGUGCUAUUCAAAGCGAACCACAGCUAUCGACAACCCGUAUUGUGAUCCAGAAGGGGAAGAAUUAGACGCGUCGACUCUGCCCAGCAAAAUAGUGUCGUUCACAGCAUUAGAAGAAGAGUUGCGCCGGCUUGGGCAACAGGCAGGAUGGACAGAUUUCUCAAUCGUGGUUCAUGACCUCUGGCAGGGAGAAGAUGAAGGAAUGCGGAGAAUUUGCUUAGAGCUCAGCACUCUAGUCCAUGAACAUACGGGAUACAAAUUUACGUCCAG